CGAGCUGGUCUUUGUCGUCCUCGUUGAAAAAAAAAACCUCGUUUAAUCACAGUGUGUACUUACUUAUCGGUUUCCGCCAGUGCCGAUUUUAUGCCGAUUUUACCUCGGUUUCGGGCGAUUUUCAAAACGACGAUCACUCGAAAAUAAAUUAUUGCACACGUGCGAUCUGUGACUUUGAAUAUAGAUCGCCAUCGGUGGCCAAUACCGAUUCUCAACGCCGAUCGACAAGGACACACAGUUGUACAUGUGCGCGUGUGCGCCACCUUCGUAAUAAACGCGGUGUCGUAAACAGUAGCAAACGACUGCAAUAGCCAAGGGUUGAAAAAUCGAGUGUAGUAUACGAGUACUUGGGAGAAGUGCGUUCACCGAGACGCGGGGGAGAAAAAAAAAAAAAAAAGAGGGAGUACACCUAAAAGAGCGAUACGAUGCCACGGGAGCUGUUGAUCGCACUGGCGACGCUUUUGUGUGUCGCGACGUCGGCCGUCGCUGCUGCCGUCGCGGCGGCGGCGUCCGAGUCAGUGGCACCGGCCGAAGCGAUUGAUUUCGAUCUCACUGGUGACGUAGACUACGAGAUGGUGUCCGACGUCGAUGAGGACAAGUCGACAGACCCCGAUGCCGAUGUUGCCGAAGGCCCUCGUUUCUCCAGCCACGCGCGCACCGGCUCAAACGCCGCGGGUCUGCACCACGGGCACCAGCACCACGGCCACCACACCAACAGCAAGCACAACCGGGAGGUACGGUGUUACUGUAACCAGCCGCUCUGCGUUUCGACGAACUACAUGUGCCGUGGCCGGGGUUGUUUUACCGAUCUGCCGAUCCUCGGCUCCGAUUCCACGGUCGCCGAGCUCACCUUCAGGCCCGAGCACGCCUCGUACAGCGGCUGCCUCGAUAGAAGCUCCGCCGAGCGCGACUGUCCCCCCGGAAAGCUGUGCUGCGAGCAGGACCUCUGCAACCACAUCGACAGUCCGGCGAUGAGGCUCAGGCUCAACAAGACACUCCAAGUGCUGAUGGGCGAGCGCCGAGCGUACCUGGGCUCGGGUCGCGAGGACGAGCUCCUGGGUGCGGACAGCUGGUUCCGAAUGGCGACGAUCGCCAUACCGAUCUGCGGCUUCGUCAUCCUCGUGAUACUCGCGAGUUUGGCCAUUAGACUGCUCCAGCCGAUGCCCCUCCAGUCCGACAAGCUCAACGGGCUGAGGAUGCCGGAGAACGCGCCGCCGCUGCUCGGGCCCUCCAAGAUGCCGCUCGUCUAAUCGAGGAGCAACCCUCUUGCACACACCACGGGCCAAAGACUUUCAUCGGGAGACGGGCUGGGAAAUUUGAUUCAACAAUUUUUUUUUCUUUUUCCCUUCCCCUCUGGAUGCUGAUGGUUUUUCUUUCCUCCCUUUCGAGGGGAAGGGAUCGGUAUUGCCGAUAGCGACGCGAAUCUCGAUGUUUUUUCAAUCUCUCGGAACUUUUGAUUCCUUGUUCAUCUUUCUUGUGCAGUACACUGCUCGUGCGUAAGUGCAACUCGCUUUUGUGUUUGAUCGUAGAAGCCAAGUGCCGAUCUUUCGUGGGUGGGUUUUUUUUUUUUUUUUUUUUUUUUUUUUUUUUUUU
Copidosoma floridanum is the source of this 1593-nucleotide messenger RNA. RefSeq lists its product as uncharacterized. NCBI's taxonomy places the organism in Eukaryota, Metazoa, Arthropoda, Insecta, Hymenoptera, Encyrtidae. The record is from RefSeq and is a predicted model, not a curated record.